Molecule: messenger RNA, 3177 nt
Organism: Bombyx mandarina (wild silkworm)
Lineage: Eukaryota; Metazoa; Arthropoda; Insecta; Lepidoptera; Bombycidae
Product: neuroligin-4, X-linked
Source: RefSeq, a predicted model, not a curated record
AUGAAACGUUGAAGUAAACCUGUGUGUGUGGUGCCGGUGAAAUAUUUCUCGUAGCUAGGACGAGUCCCCGGAGGAGUCGUUGACGAAAAACUCACGAUGCCUGUGAAGAAAACAGUGCCAAAAACAUCAUAGAGACUACAAAAUGAAGCCAACACAUAUUAUAAUACUGUGAAUAAAACUCAUGACAACGAAACCCCAUCCGACAGCAGACCAAAUAAAAUAAUGGGUCUUCAAAGGUGAUAAUUAUAGAAAAUGGCCAACGAAAGACUGCCAUUGCACAUUUGUAAUUCAAUUAAACAAUACGUUACACAAAUCAGAAUAACUAAACAAUUAUCAAUCCAAGAUAAAGUCAAUCUGCUGAUAUUGCUGGUAUUGCUCUUAACCCAAAAUAGUAUGUGCAACGGAUUUAACAGCCGUAAUUCGAUGCUGAGGACCAGAGUAAUCGGCACUCGCUACGGAAAACUCCAAGGGGUAAUUUUACCUAUGGAUCAGCACAAGUACUUGAAACCUGUCGAGGCGUACCUCGGGGUGCCAUAUGCCACACCACCCACAGGCUCUAACAGAUUUGCACCAACACGAGCUCCAGCACCAUGGGAUGAGGUGAAAAUGGUGGACCAAAUGGGACCAGUCUGCCCACAGAGACUGCCGGAUAUUUCGAACGAGACCUUAGCUUUAGAGAGAAUGCCAAAGGGACGGCUGGAAUACUUAAGGAGAUUGCUUCCUCGGCUUAAGAAUCAGAGUGAAGACUGUCUAUAUAUGAACAUCUAUACACCAGUUCAAGUUGGGCCAACGCUCCAAGCCAAGUACCCAGUAAUCGUUUUCAUUCACGGGGAGUCUUUCGAAUGGAAUUCCGGUAAUGUUUACGAUGGCUCCGUGUUGGCUAGCUACGCUGGAUUAGUUGUAAUCACCAUCAAUUACAGGCUCGGUAUCCUUGGAUUUCUGAACGCCAAUCCUAUACCACACCUUAAAGCCAGAGUGGCAAACUACGGACUAAUGGACCAAAUAGCAGCCUUGCACUGGGUUCAACAGAACAUCGCGCUUUUUGGAGGGGAUUCUGGCAAUGUAACCAUGCUUGGACACGGCUCAGGAGCGGCUUGUAUCAAUUUCUUGAUGAUAUCUCCAACUGUCAUGCAAGGUUUGUUUCAUCGAGCGAUCCUUCUGUCGGGGUCAGCGUUGAGCUCAUGGGCGUUAGUAGAAGACCCAGUCAGCUAUUCCGUCCAAUUAGCGAAGCAAUCCAACUGCACUCUACCUGAAGACAUAGUCAAAGAUCAUGAGCUAAUAGUGGACUGUCUAAGAGAAGUUCCACUAGAAGAGUUGAUGUCAGAAGCAAUCAAUACACCGAGUUAUUUAACUGCUUUUGGGCCAUCAGUUGACGGUGUGGUCGUCAAAACAGAUUACGCCAAAGAACUCUUAACUUAUUUCAUACCAAACGACCUUCAAGGGUUCACCAGCGUGUCAGGAGUGAAUAAUUUCAAAGCUGACAAACGGAGUGGCGAUAGGAUAUUUGGAAUCAGAGGUGGCCAAAAUAAAUACGAUCUUCUAUUCGGCGUUGUGACCAGUGAGGCACUGUGGAAAUUCUCCGCUCAGGACAUUCAAAACGGCUUCGAGGGUGAAAGGCGGGACAGAAUAAUAAGAACUUACGUAAGAAACGCUUAUACAUAUCAUUUGAGUGAAAUAUUUUUUACAAUUGUGAACGAAUAUACUGAUUGGGAGAGAACAGUACAGCACCCAAUCAAUACAAGAGAUGCAGCUGUUUUGGCGAUAUCAGACGCCCAGUAUGUGGCUCCACUGGUCCAAACUGGUGAUUUCCUAAGUGUAGCCAAGAGCUCCCCUGACUCUGGACCGAACACGUUCUUUUAUGUCUUCGACUAUCAAACUAAAGAUGGAGAUUAUCCACAGAGAAUGGGAUCAGUCCAUGGAGAAGAACUGCCGUAUCUAUUCGGAGCUCCACUGGUUGAAGGCCUCGGACACUUUCCAAAGAACUAUACGAAGUCCGAAGUUGCACUAUCGGAGUCCUUUAUACAAUAUAUUGCUAACUUCGGACGGAGCGGAAAUCCCAAUGAAGCCCAACGCAUGGAAUCUAUACUUCCAAUAUCAAGAGAAAGAAACAAAUAUAAAAGUAUAGUUUGGGACGAAUACGAUACUUUACAUCAAAAAUACUUGGAAAUCGGAAUGAAGCCUCGGAUGAAAAACCAUUACCGUGCCCACCAGCUGUCGGUUUGGCUGCGUCUAAUCCCGGAAAUCCACAGGGCGGGGAUGAAGGACGUGGUCGCCAAACACAACCUUUUCAGGAACCACAACGACCCCGAGCUGUACGACGGUUUAGUGCGGCCCGAUCCCCUCACCCGGGCAAACUACUUCGAUCCGACGCUCGAGCUCUACCGCAAACCGAUUUACAACGUAACAUUGGACGUUCCGUCCACUACAAUGGACACUUACGUCACUACAUGUAUCAGCGUUAUGUCCGCUCGUCCGGGCUCGGCGGUCACACAGAGCCAAGCUCCGAACAACACGCACACUCAGGACGUCUCGAACCUGGAAGUGGCUGGUUACACGGCCUACUCCACAGCGUUAAGUGUUACGAUAGCGAUCGGUUGUUCCCUGCUCAUCCUGAACGUUUUAAUAUUCGCUGGAGUUUAUUACCAAAGAGAUAAAACGAGAUUGCAGGUCAAGGCCUUGCAGCAACAGCAAAAGAGGAAUCAUAAUUCGACUUUCGAUAGCGUAUCUUCAAAGCACCCUCAUUAUUUUGUGGGACAUUCUCAGAGCUCGAGUACGAUCGUGGACAUCGACCAUCAAGACAAAAACGCUAUCAUAGCCAUGACGAAUAGGGUGCCCCAUUUUACGGGCACAAAUUGCCCGAACGUUUGUCACACGGGAAUACAAAUGUCCAAUCUGACGCAAAAAUCGAGUCCUCCAUCGAAUCGAGGUCAAUGCACGACAUUACCCAGGAAAGUGGGGUUCAGUUACCAGCAACCGAAUCAGAUUUGUAACGCGUCAAACUGCAUGACGCUACCUAAGAAUGCUACAUUUAGUGCUAAUAAUUUACCUGAUGUUCAAGCACAGACUGGACAGUCACAGAGUGCUGGGAACGGUGUACCUCCAUCUUCGCCCCAAGCCCAGCACUUCUCCCAAAAGCCAAGAGUACCUCAAGCAGCGAUGUCAGAAAUGAACGUAUGA